Molecule: messenger RNA, 3375 nt
Organism: Scatophagus argus
Lineage: Eukaryota; Metazoa; Chordata; Actinopteri; Scatophagidae
Gene: dcun1d2b
Product: DCN1, defective in cullin neddylation 1, domain containing 2b
Exons: 7
Coding region: 142-837 (231 amino acids)
Biological process (GO): protein neddylation; positive regulation of ubiquitin-protein transferase activity
Cellular component (GO): ubiquitin ligase complex
Molecular function (GO): ubiquitin conjugating enzyme binding; cullin family protein binding; ubiquitin-like protein binding
Source: RefSeq, a predicted model, not a curated record
AAAAUACAAGGGCCUGUGGAUUGCCGCGCUAAAGAACUACAUUUCCCCUGAACUCAGUGCCACUACAGUAGCGCAGGUCUUGUCGCGCAUGCGCACCAGGGGUAAUUGGAUAUCAAGUGGGCCAAAACAGCGUGUGAUAAAAUGCACAAGUUGAAGUCAUCGCAGAAGGACAAGGUUCGGCAGUUCAUGUCCUUCACACAGGCGGGGGAGAGGACAGCCGUGUACUGCCUGACGCAGAAUGACUGGAAACUAGAAGUCGCCACAGAUAACUACUUUCAGAAUCCAGACCUCUACCACAAAGAAUCCAUGAAAACCACAGUGGACCGCAAGAAGCUGGAACAGCUCUACAACAGAUACAAAGACCCCCAGGAUGAGAAUAAAAUAGGCAUUGAUGGGAUCCAGCAGUUCUGUGAUGACCUGACCCUGGACCCAGCUAGCAUUAGCAUACUAGUGGUGGCAUGGAAGUUCAGAGCAGCUACGCAGUGUGAGUUCAGCAGGAAAGAGUUCCUGGAUGGCAUGGCUGAAUUGGGGUGUGACAGUCCUGAAAAACUCAAGGCAAUCCUUCCCAGACUAGAGCAGGAUCUGAAAGACACAGGGAAGUUCAAAGACUUCUACCAGUUUACUUUCAAUUUUGCCAAGAACCCUGGCCAAAAAGGUUUAGACCUAGAGAUGGCUGUUGCAUACUGGAAUCUAGUUCUCACAGGUCGCUUCAAGUUUUUGGACCUGUGGAACCGCUUCCUCUUGCUCCCACUCUUUUCCUGUGCUGCAUUCAGGAGCAUCACAAGCGUUCAAUUCCCAAGGAUACAUGGAACCUCCUUCUGGACUUUGGCAAUAUGAUUGCAGAUGACAUGUCAAACUAUGAUGAGGAAGGAGCAUGGCCUGUCCUCAUAGAUGACUUUGUGGAGUUUGCUCGGCCGAUUGUGACGGGCAGUCAGCACAACAUGACAUAAUGGUCGUCCUAGCGUCAUGCAAUGGAUGGAGUUUGUUUUCCUCCUAAUUUUCCUUUUUUUGAAUGAGGAUUUUAUACAAAUGAGCCAAAAAGAGACUGCCUCUCAAUAAGCCUGUCUGCAGCUUGUCGCUAAGAUUGUUCUUCCAACUGCGUAAAGAUGCCUUUGCUGAGGGGGUGACCUGGAACACCAGACCAGAAAAGAAAGCAAGAGGGGAAUCAACAGGAGAGAGAGAUGAUAUUUUCUUAUGUGGUCUGCUGCCCGGGACUGACUUUGUAAUUGCAGUAUGGAAGUCAUGAGUACCCUAAAACUCUUCGCUCAUGAGCAAGUCACCAAUGGUCGUGGCUUCAAGCUGUUGCUGCUGUGGACUUGGCUCACUAGCAUGCACUCUUGGCACAAUAAGGAGGAGCAGCAGUGGCGAACCUCCAGCGCACGCAGAGGAUUAAGUUAUAGAUGUAGUAAGAUGUGGGCUCUGGCAUUGUCAAAUAAGAAUGGGACAGUUUGUUCAAAUCUACAUGUUUGUGUCAGCCAGUGUGAAGCAGUGCCAUGGAAAAAGAGGACAAAAGUGUUCUACAUUGUUUUCUCUGAGAUUUGGGAAUGUGCAGCUCUCUAACAAUCACACGGAGAGCAGAGAGGAUGUGUGCUUGCUCAUCAUUAUGUGUGUUUGAGCGUGUGUGGGGUUUCUUUUGCAGGGGGUGGGGUGUUUAAACAUAUUGCCUCUUUUACAGUACGAUGCUUAAUAUUUUCAUUUGGUUUUAUUAUCAUUAGAAGUUAAGAGAUUAUGAUUUACCUUAACCGAGCAACAGUGACAAAAGUUCAGAAACACAUUUUGUAUUCACACUGAGAACCGGACAGAGCAGCAUGCUUUUUGAGCUCAGCACCAGCAAGAUCUUUACUGUUACAGUUCUAGAGUACUGUUCCAUAGGACCAUAGGAAUAGGUUACAUUUUAGAAGAAUGGAAAAUAGAUAUAUAUAUCUGAGAAAACAGCUAAUAAUCAUGAGUAGUACAUAAGAAGCAUUUAGGAUUCAUUUUUGAGAUGCUACUGCAUUACACAUUUAUUUGUCUGCACACAAAGAGAGACUGACAUUGACUGUUUUUUACUAUCCAGGUGACAGCGACUUGCCAACUCUACAAACUGCACUGAUUUACCACUUUUUUUUCCUGUUGUAGGUUUUUCUUUAGCAGGUAGCACCUUGUACAGCUAAAGAGCUCCUCCUGUUACAUGACAGCAGGUCCACUAGCACGUUAAGCUUUUUGACAUGAACAUCUAUAUCUCAGACAGGAGUAUCCGAACUGUUUGUUUACACUGUUUUAGGUCUUGCUUUUUCACGGAUUAGCAAUUGCAGGGCGAUUGUGGCAUGUCAAAGAGCUAUAAUGCAUAGAACUACUUUUACGAACACGGCUUGUGCUGCCAUCUAGGGGGGGAUGUGUAGUAUAGCAUUUCUAAAUACUGAAAUCCAACACUUUAGGAUGUGGUCACGAAUAUAUGAGAACUGACCAAACCUAGUUGUGAUAUGGUCAAAAGACUUAAGCCUUUUAAACAAUAGCAGGCAGUGCACCAAUUAUUACCCUCCAUACAAGAUUUACCAGUGUUACUCUUAAACAGCUCUGUGUUUGCUAAACUCAUCCCUUUUCUGUGACACGAGGUAGAGCUCAGGUACCAGUCGCAGUGAUCAGCGGGCGGCUUCCUGUACUUAUACGAGAAUUUACUGCAUUUUCUGUUAAUAAACAGCAACCACCUUUGCUGUCUCGUCCUGCCACUCCUUGUCACCGUGAUAAACCCUUUGUGUUGAAAUAAGGUUAGAUUAUUUCCCCUGGCAUCAAAUUUCUUUGUCCUGUCAUCAUCUAACUACAGGUGAAGUAAUUACCUUUUGUUUUCUGCAAGUUGAAAGAUCAUUGUUUAAGUGCUCGUAUUUAUAUAAAGUCAGUCAGAAACCAUGGUGCAAUGCAUGAAGUUGAGGCAGAUCAGGAGGGGGAUUUAUUAUGAUUUUAGUCUCUGAUUGAAUGAAGAUGUGUAUCAAAGAAAGCAGCUUCAUCGGGACUGUUAAACAGUCACUGUGGGAGCUUGUAAGUGUGUCAUCUUGUUCAUCUUUGUACCUGAGCAAGUUAAAUGUGUGUUGAACUUUCCCAUAAAAACGUUGACUGUGUUGCAACAGCGAAGAGGCGUGACAGCUUCUCCCUGUUGCUGUUCAGGAGCAAAUGUGACAUCUUUCAUGAUCCCGUCUGAUAAUAUUGAACAUGUGGUACAUUUUUAUUUGUCAAAGUGUGAUCAGUUGUUUCUUGCCAGGCAGAUCGUUUUUAUCAAAACAGUAUUAUUUUUUUUGAAGGUGAGACAACAGGCUUUUACAGAAUAUAUUGUUUUGUCACUGAAGCAUACCACACGUUGUUUUCUUUAAGAUAGUUGUCAAUAAAGCAUGUUGUUUUUAA